GAAUUGGGAGAGAGCUGCCUAAAAAGUUGGGGUAGUAAAUACCCGGCACAAAGAUAUCAAAGUGCAAAUUUCGUCUUUGCGCUCUGCAACUUGUCCCUCCCAUUCAAAUCUGGGAAAGUUUUUUUUUUUUUUUUUCCCUAAAUGACCCGCACACCCCUACCAAGACCUGACUCCCCCACUGCCAACGGGAAUUCGUCUUCGGAAUUUAAGUGCUUUGAUCACGCGAGAAUGAGCGGGGCUUGGUGCAAAGAUUGCAAACGCUGAUGGACGCCUAGAGAACCAAUCAGGGCGACGAGGAGGCAGGAACAAUCAGGGUUAAAGGUCUGGCGGAAGCUCCCUAAGCUUCCGGUGGUUUGAGCGCGAGCGAUGGCUAAGCAUCACCCGGACUUGAUUUUUUGCCGCAAGCAGGCUGGUGUUGCCAUUGGAAGACUGUGUGAAAAAUGUGAUGGCAAGUGUGUGAUCUGUGACUCCUACGUGCGUCCCUGCACCCUGGUGCGCAUAUGUGACGAGUGUAACUAUGGCUCUUACCAGGGGCGCUGUGUGAUCUGCGGAGGCCCGGGAGUUUCAGAUGCCUAUUAUUGUAAGGAGUGCACCAUCCAGGAGAAGGAUCGAGAUGGCUGCCCAAAGAUUGUCAAUUUGGGGAGCUCUAAGACAGAUCUCUUCUAUGAACGCAAAAAAUACGGCUUCAAGAAAAGGUGAUUGGUGGGUUGCCUCUUUCUCCCCCCCCCCCCAAGCUGCUGCAGCUGCCAGAAGAAAUACCUACUACUGCCAGCAGAAAGGGAGUGGCGCCCAGCGCAUCACCUGAAUUGCCUGUGAAGACCUUGGCACCUUUCCACCUCUUCCUCUUCUCACCCAGACGUGGCAGGAAUGGAAAACAGAUUCUUCACAGGACACUCUGGCAGACUGUACCCGAAAAAUUGGAUAGAUUAGUUCAUGGUGUCCCUUGAAUUCAUGAAGCAAGGCUGUGUUACCCAUAUCGAAAAGUCCUCUGCACCAAAAGCUCUAACACGGAGUGGUAUUUCCGUCUUCUGUUGGAGGCCUUGACCAUAGUGCCCUCUGCAGUGAGAAGCCUGUCUCUGCAGCAGCUCUGACAGUGGUCGUCCUCGGUGAACAAGAGCAGCGCACGGGGAGUCUCAGAACAGCACAUGUGGGCAUUUCACCUUGUAACAUUUACCAUGCGCUUCCGGCUCAUGUUAUUUUUCUUCUAAGAAAUUGGAAACCCUUUCUUUUGCUAUUGUAUCAAUAAAGUAGCUGUUUAUUUUCUGGAA
Molecule: messenger RNA, 1268 nt
Organism: Sus scrofa (pig)
Lineage: Eukaryota; Metazoa; Chordata; Mammalia; Artiodactyla; Suidae
Gene: PHF5A
Product: PHD finger protein 5A
Biological process (GO): mRNA splicing, via spliceosome
Source: RefSeq, a predicted model, not a curated record